AUGGAAGAUUUUGAUUAGUGUCCUGAAAUAGAAGAAAUUGUUCACAACGAAAUACAAAUGUUAAGAUCUGUUAAACAUUAGAAUCUAUUAUAAUUAAGGAGGGUUUACGAGGAUGAUUCCUACUUGUUUAUUUUGUUUGAGCAUUUUAAAGGCGAAUCUCUUUAUAGUUUAAUUUAAAAAAACUAAUUGCAUGAAGUCUAAAUUGCAUCAAUAUUAUAAACCUUGAAAUUUCUAGAUUAGCAUUAAUUCUAUCAUGGAAAUUUGAACCCUCUAAAUAUAAUAAUCAACACUAACAACCAACUUUUAUAGAUCUUUCUCAUCAAUUUAUCUUUUAAAUAAUAUAGAAUGAAUGACAAAUUAGAUUGGAUUUUGAAUAGAUAAGUGGAAGGAUUCAUAGCCCCAGAAUUUUAUUUGGGUUUUCCUCCCAAUAUUACUUCAGAUCUGUAUAGCUUAGGAGUGUUAUUAUAUUUCAUGGCAUUCCCAAAAUAAUUACCUAAUGAAAAGCACUUUGAAAUAUAUGAAAUCGAUAUGAACAAAAUAAAAAUAUUACAUGAAAUUAAAACUUAAUAAUAAUCUGUUGAGUAACUUUCAAAUUUGGAUUAGCAAGCUGAGAAAAAUAUAAGUCUAAGUGAAUUAGAUUUAUUGAUAAAAUUGCUAGAAUAAAAUCCUAGUAAGAGAAUUUCAAUAUUUGAUUGUAUGAUGCACCAUUGGUUUGUAAAUAUAAAGAGUAAAAUAAAAUAAUUGAACGUUGUAAAAAAAAAAAAAGUAAUUCUUCCAUCUCUUAAAACUAUAAUUGAACUAAGAUCCUAAAGUGAAUUAGAUCUGAAAGUGUAAUCUUAAUUAUCCAGUAAUAGAAGAUUGUCAAGAUUGACAAUGAAUCAAGGAGAAGAUUUUGAUUUUGUUCCCGAUGAAGGACAUCCUUUAUAGUAAAUGGCAGGAUUAGAUUUUUGUUAAUUAUUAAGAAUCAGUACCUAGUCUAGGAAACUAUGA
Messenger RNA from Paramecium tetraurelia, 990 nucleotides. RefSeq lists its product as uncharacterized. The transcript has 5 exons. Gene Ontology annotation, biological process: protein phosphorylation; mitotic DNA damage checkpoint signaling. Lineage: Eukaryota; Ciliophora; Oligohymenophorea; Peniculida; Parameciidae. Gene Ontology annotation, cellular component: cytoplasm; nucleus. The record is from RefSeq and is a predicted model, not a curated record. Gene Ontology annotation, molecular function: protein serine/threonine kinase activity; ATP binding.